Molecule: messenger RNA, 1532 nt
Organism: Salvia hispanica
Lineage: Eukaryota; Viridiplantae; Streptophyta; Magnoliopsida; Lamiales; Lamiaceae
Product: shikimate O-hydroxycinnamoyltransferase-like
Molecular function (GO): acyltransferase activity, transferring groups other than amino-acyl groups
Source: RefSeq, a predicted model, not a curated record
CUCAUUUUUAUCCUCUUUCCAAACAGACUCCUCCACCACAAACCACCGCCUCUUCCACCAAAUCAGCUUCAAUCAACACCAAUAGAAAUGAAGAUCGAGGUGAAGGACUCCACCCUGGUGCGUCCCUCGGCACCGACGCCGUCGGUCAGCUUGUGGAACUCCAACGUUGACCUGGUGGUCCCCAACUUCCACACCCCCAGCGUCUACUUCUACCGCCCCACCGCCGCCGCCGACACGGCGGUGAUGAAGGCGGCUCUCGCACGCGCGCUGGUGCCCUUCUACCCCAUGGCUGGGAGGCUCAAGCGAGACGAGGACGGCCGGAUCGAGAUCAAUUGCAACGCCGAGGGCGUGCUGUUUGUGGAGGCGCUCUCCGACGGUGAGGUGGAUGAUUACGGCGAUUUCGCCCCGACUUUGGAGCUCCGGCGACUCAUUCCGGCGGUGGAUUAUUCGCUCGGAAUAUCCGAAUAUCCGCUUCUCGUGUUGCAGGUGACAUUUUUCAAAUGUGGUGGAGUUUCUUUGGGCGUGGGAAUGCAGCACCACGCGGCCGAUGGAUUUUCCGGGCUUCACUUCAUCAAUACAUGGUCCGAUAUGGCUCGGGGACUGGACAUCACCCUCUCGCCAUUCAUUGACCGGACCCUCCUCCGGGCACGCGAUCCCCCUCAGCCGCAAUUCAAGCACAUCGAGUACCAGCCCCCACCGGCCAUGAAAUCCUAUGGUGCGGAUGACACUGUAGUUUCGAUAUUCAAGCUAACUCGGGACCAACUCAAUACUCUCAAAGCCAAGUCCAAGGAGGACGGUAACACCGUCACUUAUAGCUCCUACGAAAUGCUAUCGGGCCACAUAUGGCGCUGCGCCUGCUUGGCACGUAGCCUGCCCGAAGAUCAAGACACGAAGCUGUACAUCGCAACAGAUGGGCGGUCUAGGCUCCAGCCCCCGCUCCCACAGGGCUACUUUGGCAACGUGAUCUUCACGGCCACGCCCAUGGCCGUGGCAGGGGACCUGGAGUCUAAGCCCGUCUGGUACGGUGCUAGUAAGAUCCACGACGCAUUGGCUAGAAUGGACAACGAGUACUUGAGGUCAGCUCUGGAUUACUUGGAGCUCCAGCCCGACCUCAAGGCGCUUGUUCGAGGGGCGCACACGUUUAGGUGCCCUAACCUCGGGAUAACGAGCUGGGUGAGGCUCCCGAUCCACGAUGCUGAUUUUGGGUUUGGGAGGCCCAUCUUUAUGGGGCCGGGAGGCAUAGCAUAUGAGGGCCUGAGCUUCGUCCUGCCAAGCCCGUCCAACGACGGGAGCCUAUCCGUCGCGAUAUCCCUGCAGGCAGAGCAUAUGAAAGUCUUCGAGAAGCUGCUCUAUGAGAUUUGAAUUCUGUCAAAUUUCCCAUUUGGCCUAGUGUGUUUGCAGAGCUGUUUUGCACAUUAUUUCGUUUUUACCUAAGCAACAUGUGCUGAUCUGUAAGGAUUUUGAUGCUAUUCUUGCUUCAUGAAUGUCUACCAGCAGUACUAAUAUAUUAUGGUUCGAUUUAUUAGUUCAAA